Molecule: messenger RNA, 1804 nt
Organism: Camelina sativa (false flax)
Lineage: Eukaryota; Viridiplantae; Streptophyta; Magnoliopsida; Brassicales; Brassicaceae
Product: cytochrome P450 76C4-like
Molecular function (GO): monooxygenase activity; iron ion binding; heme binding
Source: RefSeq, a predicted model, not a curated record
UAUGCUAUUUUAGACAAUGUGAUUAAUGUAGUAUUCUAUCACUUAAGAAACAAAAUGGACUUCAUCUCAGGACAGUCUAUUUUUCUCCUUUUCUGUUUUAUCUUAUCAUGUUUUCUUUUCUUCACCACGGCAAGAUCCCGACGGAGCCCCAGUCAAGUAUCCAUGUCACCCCCGGGACCUCCACGGUUACCUAUAAUCGGAAACAUUCAUCUAGUCGGAAAGAACCCACACCACUCGUUCACGAAACUCUCAAAAACAUAUGGACCAGUCAUGAGUCUUAAGCUUGGAUGUUUAAACUCAGUGGUCAUAGCUUCACGAGACGCUGCGAGAGAAGUACUAAGAACACACGACCUAAUCUUAUCUGGGCGGUACAUAAAUGAAGCGAUACGAUCCAACAAUCAUCAUGAAUUAUCUGUUGGCUGGGUUCAUCCGUCGUCUCCUCGUUUCAGAAUGUUGAGGAGAUUAUUGGUUACUCAUCUGUUCUCUCCGCAACGUAUCGAGGCUACCAAAGCUCUGAGGAUGAAGAAGGUCCAAGAACUUAUCAACUUCAUGAGUGAAAGCAGUGAGAGAGAAGAGCCAAUUGAUAUUUGUCGUGCAUCCUUCAUCACAUCUCUCAAUAUCAUAUCGAAUAUUUUGUUUUCAGUCAAUCUCGGUAGUUACGAUUCCAAAGAUCCCAGUGCGUUUCAGGAGAUGGUGACUGGUUACAUGGAAUCUAACGGAAACCCAGACCUUGCUAACUUCUUCCCUUUUAUGAGGUUUCUUGACUUGCAAGGUAAUAGUAAGAAGAUGAAGGGGAACUCAGAGAGCUUGUUCAAGGUAUUUAGAGGGUUUUAUGAUGCUCGAGUUGUGGAAAACUCAUCGCGUACAAAAGAGAAAGAUGUUUCGAGCAGAGACUUCUUGGAUGCGCUCAUCGAUCUCAAACAAGGAGAUGAACCUGAAAUCAACAUUGACGAGAUCGAACAUCUACUUCUUGAUCUGUUUGUAGCGGGCACUGAUACAAACUCUAGUACCGUGGAAUGGGCAAUGGCAGAGUUACUUCGAAACCCGAAAACGAUGACAAAAGUUCAAGACGAGAUCAAUCAGGUGAUAGGGCAAAACAGUGGCUUCCAAGAGUCUGAUAUCUCAUAUUUGCCAUAUUUACAAGCGGUCAUUAAAGAAACAUUCCGAUUACACCCGGCUGCUCCAUUUCUCCUACCAAGAAAAGCCGAAAUCGACGUAGAGAUUCUUGGAUUCCAUGUGCUUAAAGAUUCUCAGGUUCUUGUGAACGUCUGGGCCAUAGGAAGAGACCCAAAUUUGUGGGAAAAUCCUACUCAGUUUGAGCCAGAGAGGUUUUUAGGGAAAGAGAUUGAUGUAAAAGGUACUGAUUAUAUGCUUACACCGUUUGGGGCAGGGCGUAGGAUUUGUCCGGGACUGCCUUUGGCUUUGAAAAUAGUGCCUCUCAUGCUUGCUUCUCUUCUAUGUGCCUUUGAGUGGAAGCUUCCAAACGGUGUUAGUUCAGCGGAUUUGGACAUGGAAGAGACCUUUGGUUUAACAGUGCACAAGACCAACCCUCUACUUGCCGUGCCUCUAAAGAAACGGGCAAAAAAUUAAUACUUAGUUUUGUUUGAAGAGAAAAAUUUCACAAACAUAUAUGAAUCAUCAGUUCAUCACCCUAUGAUUUGAAUAAAAUUCAUAUCGAAGUGUCUGUUUUUUUUCCUUCUUUUUUGUAUUUUUCAGCUGAUUAGACUCUAGUUUACAGUAAGCCAAAGAAAAAUAUGUUUGUUGCUACUUGCUCAACAUUAUUAAUUUAUCUAUAAAAAUCAUA